Molecule: messenger RNA, 708 nt
Organism: Chanos chanos (milkfish)
Lineage: Eukaryota; Metazoa; Chordata; Actinopteri; Gonorynchiformes; Chanidae
Product: serum amyloid P-component-like
Exons: 2
Coding region: 1-708 (235 amino acids)
Source: RefSeq, a predicted model, not a curated record
AUGAACCAACAACACAAUAAUAACCCAGUUUUUACACCCCAUGAUCUCACAGGCAAAGUGUUCACAUUUCCCAUGGAGUCCAACCAGGCCUAUGUAACCCUGACUCCUAACGUGGAAAGGAUCUUCUUCCAUCUAUCUGUCUGUCUGCGAUUCUUCUCUGACAUGCAGAGAGCUCAGAGCCUUUUCUCUCUAUCUGUCCCGACACACGUCGAUGCACUUUUAUUAAUGAAAUCAAAUGAUUUUUACUCUGUAUCAGUAAAUAAUGUCAUUGCAAAAUUCUGGGGCUUAGAUAAUAAGCCAAAUGUCUGGAACUCUGCAUGUUUCACUUGGGAUGCUGGUACAGGACUCACUCAGUUGUGGAUUAAUGGAAAUCCAAGUGCUAGAAAGGGAAUUGAUCCUGGUGGUUCUAUACUUGGAACUCCCAAAAUUAUUUUAGGUCAAGACCAGGAUAUCUAUGGAGGAGGAUUUCAUAUCUCAGAGACUUUUGUUGGAAUGCUGUCUGAUGUUCACAUGUGGGACCGUGUGCUGACUCCCACUGAGAUCCUAAACUAUUCCAAUAGAGCGAUAUUUCCACCUGGGAAUAUUCUCAACUGGGGCUCUCUGGAAUACACCAGAGUUCAUUAUGUUGUCGUUGAAAGCCAUCAGUUCAGUGGCAGUGCUCGUGACUCAGAUUAUGGCCUUGAAGUUGCCUAUCUAAGACAAUUCUGA